Molecule: messenger RNA, 2292 nt
Organism: Hymenoscyphus albidus
Lineage: Eukaryota; Fungi; Ascomycota; Leotiomycetes; Helotiales; Helotiaceae
Source: the annotation of a GenBank genome assembly
AUGUCGUCGUCCAAGCGAAAGCGGGCCGAUCGCUCCCAUGUCUCCCAGACGGAGGCAGAGUACAACGCUCUCAAGGACAAAGUCCUGGAGCAGGCAGCCGAGAACAAGCGGCUCGUCGAUCAGGUGAACGGUUUGGUGGUAGAGAAGAGAGAGCUCACUGAGCAUAUCGUGGAGUGUGGCGCCUUGACAGGUAAUAUAUCUGCUAUCAUCUUGGCCAUCAGACUUUAUUCUAACUCAUGCGCACCGAUUAGGCCUCAAACCAAGUAUUCGCGCGAUGGUGGCAUCGCAUCCUGAUGCAGCGAUACUCCUACACAAGGCUGUCAACAAAAUCAUGGAUGAUACCAACGAAAAGGCCCAUGAUACAUACACUCUCAACCAUUGUCUCCUCGUAUUCGGAAAGUGUUUGGCGGGAAGCGAGGAUCUUCUUAGUUUACCUGAGGGUAGCAGUCUCGCCUACAAUUUUACUAUCCGCUGGGCCGUUCGAUUCUACGAAGAGGCUGAGAGUCGAGUAUUCUGGCUUCAAAACCAAGACUUCCAUGUUUCCGAUACCAAAACUGUCAAUUUGCUAUCAAGAAUCAUGGAGAAAUUGGACAAAGAGCAAGAGGGUUUUACGAAUGCUGCAGGAAAGAGUUUGCUGGAUCGACGAAAUCUUAUCAUGACCAGUUUUCUCAAAGGGAAACAACCCAUAUCGAAGGAUGUAGCGCCGGAUAAUGGUCUAAACAAUCGGAUCUCGUCUGGAGCAUGUCGGCAGAAUGGAAUAUUAUACGUAUCUCGCAUGACAGCCACACCUGAAGCAGAGCCACCUGAGCCACCUGAGCCAGCAAACUAUUCAUCGCCACCGGUUAACACCAGAUCUAGGGAAUCCAUUUCGUCUGCUUCAGUACAUGGUCGCGCUGGUGCACCAGACCAAACAACCACGCCAAACAUUCCCGAUGAUUCCCAUGUUUCGGCCUCUGAAAUUCAACUACCAGACAUCGAAAUUGGCCUGAGUCCCUCCAUCGGACCUUUGGAACUUACCCGUCGAAGAAUCAUGUUCUACAGUCGUCUUGAAAAGGAAAAUACAGCUGAGACUGAAGCUUAUGGAUUGAAAGUCUUUGCUGAAGCUCUUGAGAAGCCUUUGUUUGGUAUAUUCAAGGCAGAGUCAUACGAACGGUUGAAAACCCUCAUUGAGAGCCAUGAGAAUGGUCGCCUCGAAGUUGGAGGUGCAUAUAAAGAUGGUGUUAAGACUGCAGAGAUGCUAUGUGGAGAAACCUCAUUACCUCGUCCUGCUCGAAAGCUUUAUAGCGCCACUGCCUCAAUCUUACGCACCGUGGACGUCGGUAAGGGAAGGGGAAACAAAGGUUUCGACCCAUAUUCGACCUUGGCUAGAACAGUCGCAAUGAUUGAUUAUGUCCAGGAGAUUGAGGCCUUUGAGGAAGAUAUGUUACUGGAGGACCCGGCCAUAAUCAAAUACCUAGAAGAAAACAACCUGAAAUUGGAAGGAAAUCUGGUUAGCGUGAUCAUUUCCCUGUUCGCAAAGAAUCUCGCGAUUGAAAACGCCGUUUUUCGCCGGCUUCGAACCAAAUGUCUGCCUCUUUGGAUGUUGUCGCAGAAAUUUGGGAGAGGGAUCGUGGUCAUUUUUGCGGUUGGCGGAAAUCUAGCGUGAGUUACACUACCAAUCCACCGUCACAGCCCUUGCUAACAGAUGUCAGUUCUCAUACCCACAAAUGGACUACGGCAGAAACAGAAGAAGUUGCUGAUACAUUGAUGAAAACGCUCCCGGAAUUCAAAGAGAUUUGCUCGCUCGCAGAAUCUAAUAUCCUCACACCAAUUGAAAAAGGACUCGAUUUGAUGCCGGUUCAAGAAAGCAAUACCAUUAUUGGGCUUUUCUCAGGAAGACGGGAGGAUCAAACAGGCAUGCAACAGCACACAACAGCACCAGAUGAUGUUGAUCAGUUGGAGUUUGAUGGCGACUCAAGCGAUAAGCCCAAGGUCGAUCGCAAGCCCAUUGCCAAGAAGAGAACAAAGUCGAAAGAGUCGAAACUUGAGGUCAUGAACGAUUACGCACCCUAUGAUAUGGAGUCAGACUAACGGAUUAGACAAUUGUUACAUUGGUUUUGCCCGCUGGUAGAUUGUGGAAUUAUGAUAUUUGGUGAGGAUCGGGGUGAGAAUGGGACAUUUGCCAUCGCAACUUGAUGAAUUGUGUAAUUAGUAAUGAAGUCAAUCGCGGCUUGUUGGGGCCUGUUGUGGCUGAGGCUUGCGAGCUACGCGUGGUAGUUAAUGAUGGCUCUGUUAAAAACGCGUAAUAUAUGU